AGUGAACAAGAAGCGAUCGCGGAAACAAUCGUUAAUUUCCAAGACAAAUUCAACAAAAACUUCAAUUAUCCUUAUGUAUUCUUAAAUAACGACCUCUUCACAGACGAAUUCAAAACAGCAAUGAAACUAGCCGCACCAAAUGCAGAAAUGAGUUUUGGAUUAGUACCUCAGGAUCAUUGGGGUUAUCCACCCUGGGUUAAUGAGACCUUGGCAGCCGAGAGUCGGAAACAGAUGGAUGCUGACAAUGUAUUUUAUGGAGGCAUGGAAAGUUAUCACCACAUGUGCCGUUAUCAAAGUGGAUUCUUUUUUAACCAUCCUUUAUUGGACAAUUACGAUUGGUAUUGGAGGGUUGAGCCUGGAGUCAAGUUUUUUUGUGAUAUUACAUACGACCCUUUCCUCUAUAUGCAAAAGAACAACAAGCAAUAUGGGUUUGUGGUUACCUUGACAGAGCUCAAGGAGACUAUACCUACUCUUUGGAAAACAGUUCGGGAAUAUGCUUACUCACGCAGAAUCAACAUCACCAGCAAUCCUCAACUACUAUUUCCUUUCUUUGAAGAUGAACAGGGCGACUACAACCUUUGUCAUUUCUGGUCUAAUUUCGAAAUCGCUUCUCUUAAUCUCUGGCGUAGCCCUGCUUAUCGCGAUUUUUUCAACUACCUUGACCAAACUGGAAAAUUCUUCUAUGAAAGAUGGGGAGAUGCGCCUGUUCAUUCUAUUGCUGCCGGUCUCUUUUUGGAAACUGAUCAGGUACAUUACUUUGAGGAUAUUGGAUAUCAGCAUGAUUUGUAUCGUCAUUGUCCAUCUACUGCUAGUGGCAAAGGGUGUCGAUGCGAUUGUCCAGAAGGCACGAAUGACAAGAGCAUUGAUCAUGAUCAAUACCCUGACAGCUGUUUACCCAAAUGGAAGAACUGGGUAGAAACAUCAAAGGCUAGAAAAGCCCAUUGGAUGUGGACAUAA
Messenger RNA from Phycomyces blakesleeanus NRRL 1555(-), 957 nucleotides. RefSeq names its product glycosyltransferase family 15 protein. Gene Ontology annotation, molecular function: alpha-1,2-mannosyltransferase activity. Gene Ontology annotation, cellular component: Golgi apparatus; membrane. The record is from RefSeq and is a predicted model, not a curated record. The annotation marks the transcript as partial. Lineage: Eukaryota; Fungi; Mucoromycota; Mucoromycetes; Mucorales; Phycomycetaceae. The transcript is spliced from 3 exons. Gene Ontology annotation, biological process: cell wall mannoprotein biosynthetic process; protein N-linked glycosylation.